Messenger RNA from Aedes albopictus (Asian tiger mosquito), 1683 nucleotides. It is a transcript of the gene HSPBAP1, whose product is annotated as HSPB1-associated protein 1. The coding region runs from base 130 to 1344 and encodes 404 amino acids. The transcript is spliced from 5 exons. NCBI's taxonomy places the organism in Eukaryota, Metazoa, Arthropoda, Insecta, Diptera, Culicidae. The record is from RefSeq and is a predicted model, not a curated record. Gene Ontology annotation, molecular function: 2-oxoglutarate-dependent dioxygenase activity.
UUCCCGUUCCAAUUAGAUUACGCGAAAUAUUUCGUUACGCUUGUUUUGUUUUUCGCUUCGUAGAGGUUAGGUUCUUUGUUUACAUUUUAUUCGCACAAAAAAAACACGAACAAACAGUAGUUGCACCGAAUGAUGGACCCGGCGACUAUUAGGGACGUAGUGUUGAAUGUUCGUGAACCGGUCGUGUUGCGGGAUGUGGAAAUUCCUUGGUUUUGCUUCGACCAAACGCUUCCGGAGUGGUUGCGGCUUCUGGAUGAGUCGUCGAACACAGAUGGAGGUGGGUUUUCGUUAGAUUGUGGACCAAGGAGGAAUGGUCGUGCGCCACAGUGGGAACGAUUGCGAGGACAGAUUCAGAAGAAGAUGAUGGAUUUCUACAAGGAGUCCACUGCAAGCGAUAACGAGUACUUCCGGGAAAAGUGGACGUCCUACAGCUACCGGUACAUUAACGAGUUGCCGGAGGAGUGUCGAAGGGGUAUCAGCUUUGAAUGCUUUGGUUUUCCGGAUAUCACGGAGGAUGUGUCCUUCUGGAUUGGAUCACGAGGAGCUCACACCCCCUGUCAUUACGACACCUACGGUUGUAACAUUGUGGUCCAGGUGCACGGCCGGAAGCGGUGGUUGUUGUUUCCUCCGGAAGCGAAGCUCCGGCGAACAAGGGUACCGUAUGAGGAGUCCAGCGUGUAUUGCGAGGAGAAUUUCUACAGUCCGGAAGCGUACUCGAAGGUGAUCGGGGUGGAGAAUGACGCCUUCCAUGUGGUGUUGGAACCGGGAAUGGCAUUGAUCGUUCCGCCAAAGUGGUGGCAUUACGUUGAAACGCUCGAGUUUUCGCUGAACUUCAACACGUGGAUUCAGUUGGAAAACGAUCCCGAAGAACAAAUCUCAGAGUGCUUCACGCGACUCAUCAUCCAGAACUAUUCGGAAGGUUUGAAUUUUCGCAACCUGAACUACAUGCUGAACCCAAACGAAGUGUCCUCCAUCGCUUCCACCUCCCAAGAAGAACUCCACUCGACUCUGGAGUACCUUCUCAACCAACGACGACGCCAGUCAGGAAAGCGACAGCGAACAAACCACUCGCGACAUCCCUCAAACUACAUGCCAAUGGCAGAUCAGAAUCAACUCCUAUCCACCCACAAAGACCACAUCAUCCCGGUCCGGAAGCUCGCGAAUCACGAGUUUUUCCAACUCAUGAAACAAAACGGUCAACGGUACGACCCCUCCCGGAAUCGGUCCAGUGAUGACGAAGAGGACAAUCGAUUGAUGGCGUGUGCAAUCAACCGGGCGUGUGAUCCUCAGCUGAUUGAAAUGGUGAAAAGUUGCGUUGAGGAAUCGAUCGAGCUCGAGUCUUGAAAAGGAGCAACGUUCAAGUGGACAAUCGUUUAAGCAUUGUUGUAAUUGUGAUAUCCAAAGGUGUCAGUUAAAAAAGAGCGCGACAAAACCGAACUCACUGGCUGUACGCGGUUGAAAAAGACCUGGAAAUCCUUUACUAAUAGCGGAGCGCUGGAGUAAAGUAACUUCGUAGCCAGCAAGGUAUCAUCAAGGUAGGUUAAACAUAUUCGUAGCGUACACUAAUGUCUUUAUCUUAGCGUGCAUGAAUAAAUUUAUAAUGUUUUCUUUCUAUGAAUAGAGUGACGUGGAAGAAUCGAACGUCACGUCACUCCACUCGUAGAAUGAGUAAUAUACGUGUUU